CGUCCGGAACAUCCGGCUGUAGCUUCUCAACAUAAACAGCAAUGGCGGAGGCAGCAGCAGCGUCUACGGCGGCUACCCCAGUAACAGGAGGUUGGACCAAACACGUAACUUGCAGAUAUUUCAUGCACGGUCUUUGCAAAGAAGGAGACAACUGUCGCUAUUCACACGAUCUGACCAACAGCAAACCUGCAGCCAUGAUAUGCAAGUUUUUCCAGAAGGGAAACUGUGUGUUUGGGGACCGUUGCAGUGAUAGCUUGGAGAGAGACAGGCUAGGCAGGAGAGAGAGAGAAGGGACGACAUGCAACAAAGGGCCUGUGCUGGAAUCCAACCCCCGGCCGCUGAGGUUUGAACACUGUAAACCGGCAAAGAACGAGGAGUUGCCACCCCCCCAGACGCUGCCGCUGCCCUCUGUCUCGCUGGCUGCCUCGUCAGACCCAGAACCCAGUGGGCCAACACCUGGUUCAGGGGCACAAGAUUGGGUCAACGCUGCGGAGUUUGUUCCUGGACAGCCGUACUGUGGACGGGCUGAGCCAGUGAAGGGGGAGAGCUCCGUCCCUCUCAUUGAGGAGUUUGACAGCGAGGCAUCGCAGGACAAGGAAGCGUUGAGGAAGCAGCUCUGUCCGUACGCAGCUGUUGGAGAGUGCCGCUAUGGAAUCAACUGUGCCUAUCUCCACGGCGACGUGUGUGACAUGUGCGGCCUCCAGGUGCUCCACCCCACUGACAACGCCCAGCGCUCGGACCACACAAAGGCAUGCAUCGAGGCCCAUGAGAAAGACAUGGAGAUUUCAUUUGCCAUCCAACGCAGCAAAGACAUGAUGUGCGGUGUGUGUAUGGAGGUGGUGUUUGAGAAGGCCAACCCAAGCGAGCGCCGUUUUGGCAUCCUCUCCAACUGCUGCCACUGCUACUGUCUAAAGUGCAUUCGCAAGUGGAGGAGUGCCAAGCAGUUUGAGAGCAAAAUCAUCAAGUCUUGUCCAGAGUGUCGAAUCACAUCCAACUUUGUCAUCCCGAGCGAGUACUGGGUGGAGGAUAAGGAGGACAAGCAGAAACUCAUCCAGAAAUACAAGGAUGGCAUGGGGACGAAACCAUGUCGAUACUUUGACCAGGGUCGCGGAACGUGUCCUUUUGGCUCAAAUUGCUUCUACAAGCACGCCUUUCCAGACGGUCGGCUGGAGGAAGCUCAGCCUCAGCGAAGACAGACCGGAUCCAACAGCAGGAAUCGGAGCUCGAGGCGAACGCCGCUGUGGGACAUCUUCGACGAGCGGGAAAGCAGCGACUCGUUUGACAACGAGGACGAGGAGAUGGUGACGUUUGAGCUGAGCGAGAUGCUGCUGAUGCUGCUGGCUGCAGGAACCGACGACGAGGUGACGGACUCAGAGGAUGAGUGGGACUUGUUUCACGAGGAGCUGGACGAUUUCUAUGAGAUUUACCUAUAGCGGCCUAAAUCCCCCCCCCCCCCCCC
Messenger RNA from Perca flavescens (yellow perch), 1459 nucleotides. It is a transcript of the gene mkrn1, whose product is annotated as makorin, ring finger protein, 1. Lineage: Eukaryota; Metazoa; Chordata; Actinopteri; Perciformes; Percidae. The transcript is spliced from 9 exons. Gene Ontology annotation, molecular function: ubiquitin protein ligase activity; metal ion binding. Gene Ontology annotation, biological process: protein polyubiquitination. The coding region runs from base 42 to 1433 and encodes 463 amino acids. The record is from RefSeq and is a predicted model, not a curated record.